Molecule: messenger RNA, 7085 nt
Organism: Zeugodacus cucurbitae (melon fly)
Lineage: Eukaryota; Metazoa; Arthropoda; Insecta; Diptera; Tephritidae
Gene: Ktl
Product: BTB/POZ domain-containing protein KCTD12
Exons: 1
Coding region: 659-1342 (227 amino acids)
Biological process (GO): protein homooligomerization
Source: RefSeq, a predicted model, not a curated record
CAUUCAGUUCAGCUCGAGAGUUCAACGUCAGUAGACGUUUCAUUGAAAUAGGCGCUACUGACCAACGAGUGAUAGGAAUAAUUUUUUAUUGAAAUAAAAAAGAAAUAUUCUCAAAUAUAUGGCGGAGCAUUGAGUUUUUAAAUAAAGUUACAAGUGAAACAUUUCAUUUUUGAUGAACGCCUGAAAAAAUAUCGAAAAAUAAACGUUCACGUACAAGUCAGCUAAAGUGCCCAAGUGAUAACCCAAGUGCUUGUAUGAGAAGAGAGGCCAACGCAUUGGCUCUGUAGUUUAAAGCAAGAGUGUAGAUACAAAAGCGAACAGUCAGCAUUGAACGGUGCACAGCUGCAGGUGGAGGCUGCUUAGCGCAUAGCUCACUUAGAGGCUAUAUAAAAUUGAUAAAAUCGUGACGAUAGUAACAUAUGUGAACACAAACGUAGACAAAGUGAUAAGAAUUAUUAAAAAAAUUUAAAAUAAAAAAAUAAUAAUUUUUAUUGAAAAUAAUUAAAAGUUCUUGAUAGUGUCGUGUGAACUCAUAUGGCUUGGAUUUAAAAAAAAAUAUAUAAUAUUUGAAAGUAUCUUUAGAAGCAACAGCAUAGCUUCCUUCCACCAUCUCACCUUAAACACGGUCGCAGAAGCACACUAAACAACCGCAGACAACAUGACCGAAGUGAUUGAGUUGAAUGUUGGUGGCGUACACUACACCACCGUGCUGGACACACUGUUGCAGGAGAAGUCCUCACAACUGCACGAACUCUUCAGCAACACCGAUGCGCUGGUGAAGGACAACAAAGGACGCUACUUUCUGGACCGCGAUGGCGUACUCUUCCGCUAUAUACUGGACUAUUUGCGCGACAAGCAACUCAGUCUGCCGGAGGGUUUCCGCGAGAAGCAGCGCCUGCAGCGCGAAGCGGAACACUUUAAGCUGGCCGGCAUGUUGGAGUGUUUGCGCAGCGGCAGCGAUAUGCGUGCACCGGGCUGCAUCACGAUCGGCUAUCGCGGCAGUUUUCAAUUUGGCAAGGAUGGACUCGCCGAUGUGAAGUUCCGCAAACUCUCACGUAUACUCGUUUGUGGGCGUGUGGCGUUGUGUCGUGAGAUAUUCGGCGAUACGUUGAAUGAGUCACGCGAUCCCGAUCAUGGUGGCCCCGAUCGUUACACAUCACGCUUCUUCCUCAAGCAUUGUUUCAUCGAGCAGGCCUUUGAUAUGUUGCAUGAGCGUGGCUUCCGUAUGGCGGGCAGUUGUGGUUCGGGUACGGCGGGCUCGGUGGCGGAACCCAAACCCGGUGUGGAUACAGAGGAGAAUCGAUGGAAUCACUAUAAUGAAUUUGUUUUUGUGCGCGAAUAAGCAGUGGAUGUGGUGGAUAGCAGUUGUUUUGGUGGCGGUCGAGCAACAGUCGUCGGUUUUAAGUACGCGGUUAUUGGAUUGUAGGGAUGGUGGAUAAUUUUAAACUCACACUAAUCUUCGAGUUAUCAACAACACAUGUAAGUGGGCAGAGGCAUUUACUUAGUGUGUGUUGCAUGUAUAUAUGUAUAAGAGUAUAUAUGGUAGCCUGUGUGGCAAAGCAGUAAAUAGUAAAAAGAAAGAAAAGAGCUCACAAAACUGUAGGCAAGUAGCAGAAAAGCAGCGCACAUUUUCUAUAGCCCGCAGGCUACCUAUAACCUCAAACCACUCACAAUCAGCUAGCUAGUCUUCUUUUCAACUCUGCUUUGCCACAAUGCGAAGCAACAUGUCAUUGCAAACAAUUCUCAAUUCGGUGCGCGUGUGUGCCAUUAGCUACAGUCACAUUUGUAUUUUUUUUUUUUUUUCAUUUUUUAUUACAACUUGCAACGUGCCAAGACACAGCCUGCGGCAACUAGUUUUUACCGCCUUUAGUGGCUUGAGAAGGUCAAAGCAUCCAUAUUGUAUGGUGUAAAGCGAAGACUACAUUUAAUGCAUGUCAAGACGAAAUGUAUUUCACGUAUACAGUUAAAUAGUCAGACAUUCAAACAUAUUUGUUGCUCCGUGAAAUGUGCGAAAUAAGAUGGAAAAUGGAAAACUGCGUAAAUACUUACACUAAGUAAAGUGGAAAAAUGCAUACAUACAUACAUAUACAUAAAUAGCUAAUACGUUCUCUUAUAUUUACUUUAAGUACCGAAACGUGUGGCAAUUAAAAUAAAAUAUAAGAAAUGUACACUUACAUUUAGUGCAUAAAAAUAGUAGAAACUUUCGCACUUUAUGCAGCGCAUGCAAGUAAUUAGCUGACAGGCUCCAUAAACCACCAAGUACUUAAUAUGUAAAGCUGUCGUUUCUAUGGAUUACUUAUUUAUAGUUACAGCUACGCAAAUGAGUGGCUAUUAAAAUUUAGAAAACCUCACUGUGGUCACGACGCAUAAACACUAAAGGUGACUUGAGUGCUCAAGUGUUUACCUUCGGACACUCGUUAAAAUUUUUUUUAUUGUGUCAAAUGUUUAUUACAUACCAUUCAUCAAUCUAAACAUUUGGGUAUAUUCACAAGAUAGUAGAAUAUUAGCAGAUGUACCUAAGAAUUCAGUGAACUUAUUACGAUAUUUUAAUUUUAACUUGUCAGUAAAACAAAAAUCCGUUUAAUCCUACGAGGCUACCAAAAAAAAACAUCACUCCUUAGUGAUGUAAAUAUCUCGAACUUCAUCCAAUACAUCAUUGAGAGAUGAAGUAACAUAUCUAGCUGAAGUAAUUUCAUCAGUGAGUACAGGACUCAGUUAUUUGCAAAUAUGUAUGACGAAAUCUUAAGCAAAGCUCUUUGACUUCAAAAUUGUUCCAAGAACUUAAUUCAGUAGUUUCAUUCAAUUUAAGUCUCAUCCAUGUUGUAUGAGACAUCUUAAAUAUUUUAUGUUAUGAAAACCAUAGUGAGCUCUCAAGUCGAUUUAGUCAGGGUAGUCUCAUAAAUCUUAUUGUAUUAUUAUAGAUUAUUUUAUGUCUGCAAAAGGAAUAUACACCACAAAGCGUUACAAUGAGGUCCUCUCAGUUUCGGAUUCGCUUAAGCUCCUUCAGAUGGAUCUAUGCGAUAUUAAUGCUUCCAGAGUGUAAUUUCUUGUGACUCUUGUGGCUGAUCACUUACUAAAGGCUACUUAAAUUAAAUAAUCCUGAAAUAUUUCAUAAAAAAAUUAAUUACUUAUUGGUCCAGAUGGCCAGCGGUUGAUUUUUUCCACAAAAGUUGGAUGGAUGUGCAGAAAAAAAUAUUUUCAUUCAGGACCACUUAAAAUCAUAUCCCCACAAAGCGACUGUUCUUUGAAAAAUGUAUAAAAAUUGGUCCGAUAGAGAAUGCUGCUAAUAAUAGAUGCCUCGAAAUCAGAAUAAGAGAAGUGAUUAAAAUAAAAAUCAGUUUCAACUCAACUCAAACUCCUUCUUAUGAAAAUAAACCUGAUUUAAAUUUAUCGUACAAUUUUCUAAAAUAGAAAGCAACAAAAAUAAUCAUGGACCUAAAAUUCUUAACAUAAUAACAUUCGUUUCAAGGUUAUUUCAAUAUUAUGGCCUUUCGCACAGCCAAAUUAAUUGAUCAAUUAAAAAAAGGACGUAUAUGUGUAAUUACAAAUACGUUAUUUGUCGCAGAGUUGAAUUUCAUUCUCAACUAGAUUAAAAUACGAUCAAAAAUUAAUAAAGAAAAAUGAGAUUUUCAUUUUGUAUGGUAUCAGCGCUUUAAUCGAGCAAACGCUGUUUAAUUGAUCAAUUAGCUCCUGUGCGAAAAGGCUAUUCGGUUUAACUUUAAUAAAUAUUUCCAAAAAAGAGUGUCACUAAAAUGCUAAAAUGACUUCAGAAAACGUUUUUACCUUUGGUAAUAUAAAAUAUGGUAACCUGAACUUCAAUUAGGCAUACCAAUGAUUUUAAAUAUGCAUUAUAUGAAGAACCGACAUUUCAACCCUUGCAAGAUCGUUACAUGUACUGAAAAAACUAGUCACUUCAUGCAAGAAAAUUCAAAUUUUCUGAAAGUUCAUUAUAUUUUGCAAGUAAAAAUCCAAUAUUAGCUUAAUGUAUGUAUGUAUGUAAGCAUUUUCCACUAUUCACACAAUUUUCUAAGAAAACCUAAGCGUAUGGACGAACUAACACACGACUGUUUGCGACACUUUGUAAACGAAUGCCAAAUAUUUAAAACGAAAUGAAAGUAGCAAAUUAUAUAUCAUUUAUAGGUGGAUAGAAAAUAAAAUAAGAAAUUGCAAGAAGAAAAACUUAUACAAAAUAUAAAACUAUGUUGAUAUAAAAUAAAUGAAAUACAAGUAUUGAACUAAUAUUAGUACGGGUCUUAGCAUUUAAACAAAAAUAAAAAAAGAAAACAAAAAAAAAAAAAUAAAAAUUAACUACAAAACUAAAAUUAAGUAAAAAUGAUUUUAAAUUUAAUUGCGGCAGCAGCCAAACGUUGCAAAUAGCUGGCAACGCUGCCAAGCGAACUCAAAUUUAUAGCAACGGUAAUUAGUAGACAUAAAUUGUGCGCUUGCGGUCGUUUUUGGGGAAAUUAAGAGGCGAACAAAAGUAGAGUAGAAUAAAUUUAUGUAAUGACUAAAUACUGAAAUGCAAAUGUAAUGAAUAGAUGCUAUAUAAAAAUGUAAUGCAAAUACAACAAUUGAUUAUGAAUUUAAUGAAGUUGCAAAUACAAAAAUAGAAAAACUGAAAAACACUAUUAAUUUCCAUUGUGAACCCCCGAAACUGAGCAAACACAAAGCGAUAUUAAAGCGAUAUUAGUUUGGCGCAAAUAUUUAUGAGAACUGUAAUGUAAUUGCGUAAUGGCAAAUGUAAUGUAUUAUAUAUUACCUAUUAUUAGUAGCAUAAAUGAGAAUGAAAAACACUGAGAAUAAACAGACACAGUAGCAAGAAAGCAACGUAAUAAUGAGCAAAUAUUUGAGGAAAUAUAUAUAUGUGCGUACAAGUAUUGUGAAAAUACCACGCUGUCAUGUAAUGUAAUGCAAAGCAAAUAAUUAAAAUCCAUGCUAAUGAGAGUAAGCGAUAGCGUAGGCCGCCGUAAAAAAAGCGUGGCAAUUUACAAAUGAAAGUGAAAUGGUUGAGGGGGAAAAUUGUGCUUAAUUGAAAUAAAAUGUAGCGCCGGAGUAUUUAGCGCUGAUGACACAGCCGCGUAAAUCGUUAAAGUCACAAAAUAGCAAGCAACAACAAAAACAAUCACAACUAGAUAAUGGAACUCCAAACAACAACAACAACACCACCAACAAACAAAAGCAGCACUAGUAAAGCAAAAUAAAUACAAUUAAAAAAAGUAGUAAAAAAUAAAUAAUUAAACAACAACAACAAAUAUAACAAAAUACAACAACCACCCACCUUCUAUUCAACGCGCUCUACAACACAGAAAAUUGUCUACUCAUUGUACGUAUGUAUGUAAUUUAUGUAAUGUAUCUAUGGAGCGCUGUGCUAUUGCUCCUCAUUUGUUAAUGCAUUUGAAGCCCAAACUUUACAACAACUACAACACCGAAUUGUAAUGAAAUGUUGCUGUGGCUUGCGGCAGGACUGCGCACAGCCAGCAUGAAUACAACAAAAAUAACAGAACACAAAAACAACAACACGAAAUUACAACUAGCAACAUAAACAACAAAAAAAACAAUAACAAAACCAACAACAACAAACAAGUUGCGUAAUUCAUUUUUGAAAGUAUCAUUUGGAAUGUGGCAACUUUGCACAUUUAUUAAGUAGUUUUCAGUUCACAGUUAUGACACAAGUUUCUAUGACAAUUGUAUGCAUGAGUGUGUGCGUGUAUGUGUUGUGGGAAUAGUUGAGCACAUACGCGUUUAUGUAAGUUAAAUGAAAUGUCAGUGUGCUUACAAAAAUAAGUAUAAAAGUUUGUUUUUCCACAAAAAGAGUAACCAAAAAAUAAACCGUUACCAAAAAUAUUCCAUUUGUUGCUCGACUGAAGUUUGAGAGAAAAAAUAUAUUUAAUGAUUGAUGGCUGUACACAACUCCCUGCGGCAGCAAAACCUGCCAUAAUUCACGCACUUUUUUGGCGCUGCCUUUUUUUUGUAUGAAACACUUCCGUUGCCCUCGCGCGCACUACAACAACUACAAAAAUACAUACAAAUAUUUGAUUUGUGACCGUUAGUUGUGAUGUUGUGUAAAUACUCAUCAAUCAUAAAUUUUCGCAUAUGCUCUUCAACAAUUCUAAUCGCUGUUUUGGCCUGCUGCCGGUUGUUCGGUGAGUGACAGUUUUUAGUUUACACUCGGCUGAGCAGUGAACGGUGUGCACUUGUUGUUGUUGUAAUGAAUGAACAAUUCCUGAAUGUUAAGUUAAAAAUGUAUUUUAAGCCAUUUUUAAAGUGAUUUGUUUGCUGUUAUGACAGCAAUUCAAUGGUGUGACACUGCGUAUGAGUAACAUUCCUUCGCUACAAUCACUUACUAAUGAAUUUUAAUCUCAAAUAAAUUGGUGGAAAUAUCGUAAAUAAAAUGAGAUUUGAUUAUAAAGUUAAUUUUUAGACAUGAUGAAUUUUAAUCGACUCAAAAAGUUAAAAAAAUUCACAAUUUUUUGACGACUUUUCAGUGGUCAAAAACCUGAUUUUUAGACUUUGUUUAGUGUACUGGACUAUGAGUGGUAUUAUAGCCUAAAUAGUCGUUAAUUAAGAUUCUCGAAGCAUUUUUGAUUGCUUAUGAGAGUGUUUUUCUACAGAAAACGUAAUCAAAUUUGAAGUUGUGGCUAAUUUUUUAAAAGAUUUUUAAUUUUGUUUCACUAAAAUUUGCCCAAAAAUAUGCUUUUGUCGGCAUUUUUAGCUCACAUAUAUACAAUUACAUUAUUUUUCUUUUUUGUAGUUUUUUAGACUAAAAUCUUCAAGUACAAAAUAUACUAAUAUAUUCCAAAUGAAGCCAAAUAUAAGUUUAUUUGAAGUAGUAAACAGGAAGCCGUUGUUUACGGAAAUAUUAAUAAAAUUUCCACAACACAAAUUUAACUAAACCACAUGCAUACAAACUAUUUCAGUUUUCAUUUAAAUUUCACUCAUAAAUAAAAUAUCAAAAAAUAAACAGACAAAUAUAUAGUUUCUUAACUAAAAGGUAGAUUUACUGAAUUGAAAAACCAACACACGUACAAACUAUUAGCAACACACACAAGUAGUAUAAAAAUAAACUAAACAAACUCGAAAUACAA